AUGACGCAACGCCGUGCGUGCGGCGCCCACUUCCGGCCCGCCGCCCGCCGCAGUGACAGGCAGCAGUCAGAGCGCGGCGCGGGCACAGCGGGACCGCCGCCCCCCGCCGCCGCCAUGAACGGCAAAGGGCAGUACCCCACGCAGCCCUCCUACCCCGUGCAGAGCGCUGCCAACCCCCCUGUGUACCCACAGACUGUGCCCCUCCCGCAGCCCCCGCCGUACACCGAUGCUCCUCCUGCGUACUCCGAGCUCUACCGUCCCAGCUUCGUCCCUCUGGGGGCUGCCACCGUCCCCACCAUGUCGGCAGCGUAUCCGGGUGCCUCCGUCUUCCUGCCCGUGGCCCAAUCCGUGGCCGUGGGGCCCAUCGGUUCCUCUGUCCCCAUGGCCUAUUACCCCGUGGGACCCGUCUACCCACCGGGCUCCACCGUGCUGGUGGAAGGUGGCUUUGAUGCUGGAGCGAGGUUUGGGGCUGGAGGAACCGCCAGCAUCCCUGUGAGUACAGACUGAGCCCCGAAAACCUGCAGGGAGGAGAUGUGCCUUGAUUUCUGACCUGGGAGGUGGGGGGG
Messenger RNA from Lagopus leucura (white-tailed ptarmigan), 566 nucleotides. RefSeq names its product DAZ associated protein 2 (gene DAZAP2). Bases 1 to 507 code for a protein of 168 amino acids. Lineage: Eukaryota; Metazoa; Chordata; Aves; Galliformes; Phasianidae. The transcript is spliced from 3 exons. The record is from RefSeq and is a predicted model, not a curated record.